Molecule: messenger RNA, 2117 nt
Organism: Lagopus muta (rock ptarmigan)
Lineage: Eukaryota; Metazoa; Chordata; Aves; Galliformes; Phasianidae
Gene: BSX
Product: brain specific homeobox
Exons: 3
Coding region: 242-946 (234 amino acids)
Biological process (GO): regulation of DNA-templated transcription
Molecular function (GO): DNA binding; DNA-binding transcription factor activity, RNA polymerase II-specific
Source: RefSeq, a predicted model, not a curated record
UCCGCGUCCCCCGGCUCUCCCCGUUUUCCCUUCUGUCUGGGAGAAUCGGUUUUUUUUUUAUGUCCCUUCUUAUUGUUAAUAUCGCUUUAUUAUUAUUAUUAUUUAUAAGCGCUCUUAUUUAUCGUUCCUCUUAUUUCCCUUUCCAUCUCCUCUCCCGGGACGCGCAGCCGGCCGUCCUUUCUCCUCCGGCCCCCAGCCCCGCUCUCUCCGUUCCCCGCAAUCCGACGCGGGGCUCUCCGAGAUGAACCUCAACUUCACCUCGCCGGUUCACCCGGUCCCCGCGCCCCGACCCACCUCCUUCUUCAUCGAGGACAUCCUGCUGCACAAGCCCAAGCCCCUGCGGGAGGUUCCAGCCGAGCACUUCGCCGGCUCCUUGGCCUCCCGCGUCCCGCUCUUGGACUAUGGCUACCCCCUGAUGCCCGCCCCGACGCUGCUGGCUCCACACCCGCACCCGGCCCUGCACAAACCGGAGCACCAUCACCACCACCACCCCUACUUCCUCACCACCUCGGGAGUGCCGGUGCCGGCUCUGUUCCCGCACCACGCUCACGCCGAGCUGCCCGGCAAGCACUGCCGCCGUCGCAAAGCCCGCACCGUCUUCUCCGACUCGCAGCUCUCCGGUUUGGAGAAACGCUUCGAGAUCCAGCGUUAUCUCUCCACGCCAGAACGGGUGGAGUUGGCCACGGCGCUCAGCCUCUCCGAGACGCAGGUGAAAACCUGGUUCCAGAACCGGCGGAUGAAACACAAAAAACAGCUGCGGAAAAGCCAGGACGACCCAAAACACGAGGAGAACCGCGAGCAAAGCUCCCCCGAGCCCGAGCUUCCCGAGCCGGCCGCAGCUGAGCCCCGAAAAGUCCCCCCCGGCUCCUUCCUGCUGCAGGACCCCGAGGACGAGGUGGACAUCCUGGAGGACGGGGAUAUCCUCGCCGCCCCGCACCGCCUUUAGGAGCUCUUAGGGCAGCGUUGCGCAUCCCUACAGCUCUCCCCCAAGCCCGCGUUCUGCCGGGGUGCCAAGGUUUGGUGUCGGUACGGAGGGAAACAAAAUCCCCCGGGUUCCUUUCGCCCCUUUGGCUUCAUCCCAGCAUCACCCCAAGCCUGAACUUUGCUUGGAAAUCCAGCGAGGGAGAGCCAAACAAAAACAAAUAGAACCAAACCAACCAACGAGCAUUUUCCUGUAAGUUCUCCCUUCCCUUUGAAACAUCGGACUUUUCUCUAUUCCCCGAAGUCCCCUCGGUUUUCAAUAAAGGUGUUCCGUGGCUGCGUGGUGUGGUUACUGAACGGGUGUGCUGAGAGCGGCCGAUGGGGCGGGGGGCAUCGCUCAGCUGAUUCCCAUCUGGGAAAGGGGAGCAGCAGGAAUAACUCCAGCCCUGCAGGGCUGCACGGAGAGAAUCGCCCCGGCUGUUUGCAGCCUCGAUUCCUCCGCAGCUCCAGGUGAGGGAAACCUGCAGGCUUCCCCUGCACGACUUUCUCGUUUCCUCUCCUCUUGCAACAGCCUCUGAGCUCCGCGCUGCAGCCGCCAUCCGCGCUCGUUUCUCCUUUCCCUUUCUGCCGGGGAAACGGGUUUAAUUCCCAGGUAACCAAAGAUUUAUUCUUUUAUUUUCCCUCGGAUGAGUUGGGCCGGGGCACAGUGGGGGCUCCGCGUGUGCCGGGCUGCCCUCAGCACAGCCCUGGGGCAGAGGUUCUCUCUUCACUACUCCUUAUUUUUUUCUCUUUAAUCUCUUAACGAGAAAGAGAUGCGGGAUUUUUUUUUGGUGCCGCCGGCACUUCUUGCGGUAUUUUGGAUCACAGGCCGUGCGGGUUUGUGCAGGGAAACUCUGACCCUGGUUAAUACAUGAAAUAGAGGCUGACACACCUGCGUGCUUCCUUCCUUCCCGUGGAUUUCCCUUGGUGGUUUUUCCAUGUAAAAUAAUAAAGGAGGGGGGAAAAUAACACUCAGCUUUCGGGAUGGAUAAUAGCUAGGUGUCUUUUGCCUUGUAUUUAGAAAUAAUUCAGAUGGCUGUUUUUAUCUAUCUGUAAAUGCACUGCGGUGCCACGCAUCUCCAUCACACUUCAAAGAAUGCAGCAGCUCCACCUGAGCGCUUUCCCCCCGCAGCCCUUAAAGCUUCGGAUUCGGAUGU